AUGGAUGACCCGGCGAGCCCGACCAUCUACCGUGUCUCGGGCCCCGGCCCGUACCCUGAACCCGGCCGACCCGGCUUCCCCCCGAGCAUACGGCCCCGGCAGGUGACGCUCCGUGACCGACAGACUAUCGCUACCGUAGUGCCCUUCGCAUCGAGCUCCGAGGUGCCACCUUCGUUGUUGAAGUAUCUGUCCGACCAGUUUGCCAAGGAAAUCGAGGGUGGUGACAGCUAUCCCAUGAUCGAGCCGAUGCCCCUCGAGAAGUACUCGGCAUACUGGUUCCAGAACUUUGCCGGCAUCAUGCUGCUCGGGACUAUUGACGGCCCCGAGCAGGUUGUCGAAGGCAAGGACUGGUCCAAGGAAUGUCUCGGAAGCUUCUACAUCAAGCCCAACUACCCCGGUCGCAGCAGUCAUGUGUGCAACGCCGGUUUUCUGGUCACCGACGCCGCGCGGAACCGUGGCGUGGGCAGGCUCAUGGGUGAGAGCUACCUGGACUGGGCCCCGAGGCUGGGAUACACCUACUCCGUCUUCAACCUGGUCUACGAGACCAACGUCGCAUCGUGCAAGAUCUGGGAUGCCCUCGGCUUCAAGCGCAUCGGGCGUGUAAAGGGCUGUGGCAACCUCAAGUCCUACCCCGACCGCCUCGUCGACGCCAUCAUCUACGGGCGCGACCUCGGCGAGGCACCUGGAGACGCUACUGACGGGCCGGUGAGUGAAGAACGAUUCGACAAGAUCAAGUUUUACCUCAAGUACGGGAAAUACCCGAACGGAUCUGACCGCGCCGAGAAAAGCAGACUUCGUAGUGCGGCCACGCAUUAUAAACUCCUCGAAAACGACGUCCUGAUGCUGAAAGACAAGGAGGUCAUCAGUGAUCCUGUGCGCCAGCUGGAUAUCGCCAAGAACGUCCACGAGGCUGGUAACCACGCUGGGAUCAACAAGACCACGGCAACCAUUGCAGAGCGCUACCACUGGAGUCGGAUCAAGGAGACUGUCUCCGAUAUAAUUAGGCUAUGUUCUGAAUGCAAGGAAUUGGGCAAGGUGCCUCUCCCAAAUGCCGCGACACGAAGAGCAGUAGUGAAUCAUGUGGUGGUCCCUGGUAACGCUCCGGACGACGUCAACCCACCACCCAGUGCAGCCUCUAUAGCCGGGCAAGCCGCUGGGAUAGGGAGGGUUCUAGAUCUUCGACUGCCGCCGAAGCCGAAGCCAGCCCAGUAUGAGAACCACAGUGACAUCGCAUCUCUGCUGAAUCCAAUGCAUCCAAUGGAUCACUCAGGGGCUUCCGGUCUGCACGCUAGUGAUCCAAUGCUGCUAACACAAGCGCACACCCAUCACCAAGCACACCACACGGCCGUCCCUUUUUCAAUGCUUCAUGGUGACCCAACCAGCAUGUACUCGCCUAUAGACCCGCAAAUUAUUUCAGACUCGGUGCACCAAGGAGGACAUGAUACCUUCGAUGCGUUCCAUGACCUUUCUCAACACGCCCAGUCUGACCACACCCCUCUGCCCGGUCAUGAAUCGUACCACCACCACAUGGGCCAUCACCAUCCUCAUCCCGAUGAUCCAUCGUUGCAGCAACUCCAGGACUUUCUUCACGACGAUCCUGACGAUAUGCCACAAGGGCUCGGCCACGCCGGAGCGGCACAUCACUCUGUAGCGCUUCAGCAUGAGCUUCAGGACGUGCACGACCAAGCUGCUGUCGACAGGGAUAUUGACAUGCUCAUCGAGCAUCAUGACGAUUCAGAUGUGGACAAUCUGGAUGAUGCGGUUCUUGACGGCCGUGACGACCAACGACAGCGUGACAGGCGGCGUGAUUCAGAAAUCAGUGCGGAGAAAAGAGAUAGGCACAACACGGUGUCUGAAGAUGACCGGUCACCAAAGCGGCGCAACUGGGACCAUGUCGUCUUCGACGUGCCGUGA
Neoarthrinium moseri is the source of this 1914-nucleotide messenger RNA. RefSeq lists its product as uncharacterized. The coding region runs from base 1 to 1914 and encodes 637 amino acids. Gene Ontology annotation, molecular function: acyltransferase activity, transferring groups other than amino-acyl groups. NCBI's taxonomy places the organism in Eukaryota, Fungi, Ascomycota, Sordariomycetes, Amphisphaeriales, Apiosporaceae. The transcript has a single exon. The record is from RefSeq and is a predicted model, not a curated record.